UCAUCUUAAAUCAUCAUCUCUAAACCCGUCAGUCUUUUCCAGGUGUGUUGGACCCGGUGCUUGUUUGUGUUUGUGUCCAGAUGCAGACAUUCCUCCCAGCAUGCACCGGGGCGUCGGUGCAGGACAGAACGGGCCUGAAUCAGCUCAAACAGAUGCAAGUAUGCGUGUGGGCGGCGUGCGGCGCUUAAUGCAGUACGCGGCCGUAACAUGAAGUCACAAACAUUGCGUCUGUAGUUGACUCCCACUGAGGCGAGCACAGACGGGCCUUUAUGUCCGAGUACCAGCUGGUGCCUCGUCCUCCUCGUCCUCCUCGGCCUCCAUUCGUCUCUGCUGGCGUUGGGGACAUGGACGUGAAACCGGAGCGCCGGCCCGCGGAUGCCCUGCUGCUCGGCGCCGUCUGCCUCGGCCUCGCCACCAUCUGUCGGACCCAAAGACUUUGUGUGGUUCCUCCGGGUCCCGUGUCCAUCGCUGAGAACAACACAGCCGAUGUCACCGUGGUGGAGAUCAGCACCAACAUUGACCUGGACCCGCCCCCAACCCUGACCCUGACCGUGAACCCUGAAGACCUGUUUUACCUGAACGGGAAUGUCCUGAUGGUCAAGAGAGGCCUGGACUACGAGUCUUUGUCCAGUUCCGUCCUGACGGUUUGGCUGCAGUGCAGAGCUGAUUCCAGAUCAGUCAACGAGUCCGUGGAGGUUCUGGUGGAAAACAUCAAUGACAACCCUCCCAACUUUGCCCAGAACCACUACAUCCUGGACGUGAACGAGUUGACUCCGGUGAACGCCAGCGUCGGACUCAUCCAGGCUACGGACGUGGACUCGGAUCCGCUGUUCUACCGCCUGGAACCGGCAACGGAUAAAUAUUUCCGCCUGGAAAACAUCAACAGUCCAAAGAUCGUGGUCAAAAGCAUCAUCGACUAUGACUCGGUGCAAAAGAUCUCUCUGGUUCUACAUGUGCAGGACACAUUCAACGGCUCGGCCUCCAACAAACCGUUCUUCACAUCAGUGGCAACCAUCACAGUGAACGUAAAGGACGUGGACAACCGGCCGCCGUGGUUCCAGCCCUGCAUCAGGACCAACCUUGGCAUCAGCAAACUGUGUGUGAGCGGCGGCUACCGAGGGAAGGUCAACCUCACCGAGAGGGAGGACGGUCCUCUGGUCCUGGAACCUGGACCGGUUUUUGCCAAAGAUGGAGACAAGAACCGGAGCGAACAGAUCAGCUACAAAAUCCUCAGAGGAAAUGAGGGGAACAUCUUCCAAAUUGAUGAAGAAUCAGGGAACAUCAGCAUGGCUAAAGCUGCAGACAUCCUGGGUCCAAUAACACUCACCGUCAUCGCAUCGCAGGUGACCAACAGAGACCAAUUCGCUGUGACUCAGGUGACCAUUGAGGUGAUGAAAAAGAGCAGGAACCCUCCUCGCUUUGAGAAGGAACGAUAUGAAGGAUUCAUUUACAGUAACUCGGCUCCAGAGAGUAUGAUCCUCCGCGACAGGAGCACAAACCGACCAUUCAGGGUCCGCGCCCGCGACGAGGACUUCGCCACCGGCGUGAAUCCAGACGUUAAGUACGAGGUUCAGUACAGCAGCUAUGUCAACGUGACGUCUGACGGCUUUGUGGUCCUGAAGAGAGUCGUGAAGACAGAAUCGUUCGCUUUGCAGCUCAGAGCCGUGGAUUCAACAACGGGGGAGUUUGGAACAGCAGCUCUGUCUGUUCAGGUCAUUCCAGCCGUGGCCAUCCCGUCCCCGUCCAACACCGGGUACCGACCCGGAGACAUGGCGCUGCUGGGCCUGGUCAUGGCCGCCCUGCUGGUGCUCUGCCUCAUUGUCAUCGGAUUUCUGCUUUCACGUUUACUGAAGGGAAAUGGAGGCGUCGACAAAAUCUGUGAGUGUCUGGGCCCCUGCUUCGCGACCCCCCCGGUCCGGUCCGGACACAGAGACUCGCUCCAGUACACCAACGACGGCUUCCAGAACGAGGCCGAUGCUGCCCGAGGCCGGCGAUGGAACGACGCGCUGCCCCGCCGCAGCUCUGCCCCCUCGGCCCGCGGCAGGGUCAUCCCCCUGGAGAGGCGGAGCCGCCACUGCUCCUCCUGCGGCGUCUACUCCAACCACGUCCCCAAAGGUAGCCCGGCGGUCCGCUUGGCGAGGGGGGGGCGGGGCGACAACGAUGACGACUACGGCGCCAGGUCCAUCCUGAGCAAACAGCGGCGGAGGGAGGGGCAAAAGACGGUGUGGUUCAAGGAGAGCGAAGACUCAUCUGACAUCGAGGUGGAGAUCAUCCCCGACACCGUGGGCCGGGUGGAGGAGGAGCCGGAGGAGGAGCCGGAGGAGGAGCCGGAGGGGGAGGGGGAGAUGGACGGUGUGGUCCGAGACCCGGCCGCCCCACUGAGGGAGGAGAACCAGAACAUGGAGGAACAGGACCAGGACCGGGACAACACCGGUCCAGAUACAGAGAAGGAAAACAAGAAGCAGGAGGGCUGACAGCAGCAGAACAGGGGUCAAGGGUCAAGGGUAAGGGGUGAGAGGUCAGGGGUAUGGGGUCAGGGGUCAAGGGUUAGGGGUCUGGGUUCAGGGGUCAGGGGUCAGACUCGGCUGGGGUGGAAAAACUGAACUGAUGCCACUUUUUGGAAACGAGUCGACCUCGAUGUCACGUUCAAGGACACAAAGGUUUUUCUGUUUCUACUGUGAGAUUCCACUGUGUAACUUUUUGCAGUGUACGAUUGUUUAAACAGAACUGAAAAGAAUUUUUUUACAGUGUAAAUUCCACAGUCCAGAUCAUGUCCUGAUGUUACACGUCUUUAUGUGAUAGUUUCACAAAACACAAAUAUAAAUGUUUUAUAUUCUGUCAAAGUAAAGCCGUCCAGGGUCCAAAUCACGAAGCGGGUCAUGAUAUGUUCAGGUUCAACCCGGGUUUUGAGCUUUAAUUCUACACCAACAUGGAUGCUUUUUUUCACCUGGAACAUAAUCUGGAAUAGACAUGAGUGACCCGCCCACUCAGGUCUGGGUCGGUGUCUAUCUGCCUCGACCACUGGGGGUUAGUGGAUGGAGUCCAGAACCACAUCAGGAACCACCAGAACCAGAAGCAGAGAUACCUGCAGAAUAGAACAGGAACAAACUACAAAAAACAGAAGACACAAAGUUAGACAGAGGAGAAGAGGGGCAUCAUGGGAGUCCACCUCAGCCUAGGACUAUGGGAUGGAUGCUCCAGAACCUCUUAUCUGAUUGGUCCUGUGUGAUAUGGGCGGGGCUUAAUUCAUUACCUAAAUCUGUGAUUCAUGAAAACUGUGAAAAAUCCUGAAUUUCAAUAUUAACUCCAAAA
This is a messenger RNA of Sphaeramia orbicularis (orbiculate cardinalfish), 3312 nucleotides long. RefSeq names its product cadherin-related family member 5-like. NCBI's taxonomy places the organism in Eukaryota, Metazoa, Chordata, Actinopteri, Kurtiformes, Apogonidae. The coding region runs from base 270 to 2474 and encodes 734 amino acids. The transcript is spliced from 15 exons. Gene Ontology annotation, cellular component: membrane; adherens junction; catenin complex. Gene Ontology annotation, biological process: cell-cell junction assembly; multicellular organism development; cell morphogenesis. Gene Ontology annotation, molecular function: cadherin binding; calcium ion binding; beta-catenin binding. The record is from RefSeq and is a predicted model, not a curated record.